CGCCCGCCCGUUAGCCGCCCCGCCCCGCGCCCCGCCCGUUAGAGCCGCCCUCCCGCCCCGACCAGGCUGCCGUGCGCCCCCGCCGCGACCAUGGCCUCCCCUCAGGUGGCGCGGCCCCAGCACUUUCAGUCUCACGUGGCCAUGAAAACACCCUGCAUGCCUUCACAAGGAGCCGAGGAUGAGCAGAGAAAAAGAGACAAUGUGCGUUCCUUGACUAUGUCUGGCCAUGUUGGCUUUGAGAGUUUGCCUGAUCAGCUGGUCAACAGAUCCAUUCAGCAAGGCUUCUGUUUUAAUAUUCUGUGUGUGGGGGAGACUGGAAUCGGAAAGUCAACGCUGAUCGACACGUUGUUCAACACGAAUUUUGAAGACUGCGAAUCCUCACAUUUUUACCCACAUGUUAAACUUAAGGCUCAGACGUAUGAACUCCAGGAAAGUAACGUUCGAUUGAAGUUGACCAUUGUGAAUACAGUCGGAUUUGGUGACCAGAUAAAUAAAGAAGAAAGCUACCAACCAAUAGUUGACUACAUAGAUGCACAGUUUGAAGCCUAUCUCCAGGAAGAGUUGAAAAUUAAGCGUUCUCUCUUCAACUACCAUGAUUCACGCAUCCACGUCUGCCUUUAUUUCAUCUCUCCCACGGGGCACUCACUCAAGACACUCGACCUCUUGACCAUGAAGAACUUAGACAGCAAGGUGAACAUUAUACCAGUGAUUGCCAAAGCAGAUGCAAUUUCUAAGACAGAAUUGCAGAAGUUUAAGAUCAAGCUCAUGAGUGAACUAGUCAGCAAUGGCGUCCAGAUCUACCAGUUUCCAACAGAUGAUGACACCAUUGCCAAAGUCAAUGCUGCAAUGAAUGGACAUUUGCCUUUUGCUGUUGUAGGAAGUAUGGAUGAAGUCAAAGUUGGCAAUAAGAUGGUCAAAGCUCGUCAGUACCCCUGGGGUAUUGUGCAAGUGGAAAAUGAGAACCACUGUGACUUCGUAAAGCUGCGAGAAAUGCUCAUUUGUACAAACAUGGAGGACCUGCGGGAGCAGACACACACCCGGCACUACGAGCUGUAUAGGCGCUGCAAGCUGGAGGAGCUGGGCUUUACCGACGUGGGCCCUGAGAACCAGCCCAUCAGUCUACAGGAGACCUAUGAAGCCAAAAGACACGAGUUGCAGGAUGAGCGGCAGAGGAAGGAGGAGGAGAUGAAGCAGAUGUUUGUGCAGCGCGUGAAGGAGAAAGAGGCGAUCCUGAAGGAGGCGGAGAAGGAGCUGCAGGCCAAAUUUGAGCAGCUUAAAAGAGUUCACCAAGAAGAGAGAAUGAAGCUUGAAGAGAAGAGAAGAUCUUUGGAAGAAGAAAUAAUUGCUUUCUCUAAAAGGAAAGCCACCUCCGAGAUCUACCAAAACCAGUGCUUUAUGGCAUCAGGUAGCAACUUGAAGAAAGACAGAGAUCGAAAGAAGUAA
Messenger RNA from Ochotona princeps (American pika), 1443 nucleotides. It is a transcript of the gene SEPTIN10, whose product is annotated as septin 10. NCBI's taxonomy places the organism in Eukaryota, Metazoa, Chordata, Mammalia, Lagomorpha, Ochotonidae. Gene Ontology annotation, cellular component: cell division site; septin complex; microtubule cytoskeleton. The transcript is spliced from 10 exons. Gene Ontology annotation, molecular function: GTP binding; molecular adaptor activity; GTPase activity. The coding region runs from base 91 to 1443 and encodes 450 amino acids. Gene Ontology annotation, biological process: cytoskeleton-dependent cytokinesis. The record is from RefSeq and is a predicted model, not a curated record.